UUCCGGGGCACGGAGCAGAUUAAAAACGAAAGUAAAACAUGGGUAAUUUUGCUGUAGAUGUGACACCCAAAAUACCCUUACCAAGGUGUCCCGCUACAAUUACUAUGGUACAGAUGUAGAGCUCAAGGUGUGGAGAAAGAUCAAUCUACUACAGGUGUAGAACCACAGGACAGACGUAUAUGUAGAGUAUAUUGCACGUACUCAGAAUGGAACAACCAGGAAGUGAACUAGUCCUGGUCAAGAACAUAUCCCCACAUUCUUCUGAUGAUAGUUUGCUGCUGUAUCUAGAAAAUGUAACAGGAGAGGAUGUGAAGAAAGUCUUUUAUGGGCAAUGCAGAACCAUAGCUGUGGCUCUGUUUGAAGACAAGAUUAAAGAAUUUUCCAAAGCUGUUGUCAAGGCCAAAAACAAGGCACUCGAGGGGCACAUUCUUGAAUUAAGUCUCAUGUCCUGCUGUGAUAAAAUCAUCAUCAAAGACCUUCCGAAGGAUGGGGUGUCAGCUGACUACCUGGAACUUUACUUUGAGAGCAAGGCUGCUGGAGGUUGGGAGGUGAAGAAAUGCACUUUUGAAAAUGAAAAGAAAAGAGCUGUGGUGGAAUUUGAGGAUCCAUCAGCUGUUCCAGCAAUUUUAUCUAGAGAACAUGAAAAACUAGGCACGAGUGUCCAAUUAAUGCCUUAUGUGGAGGAAUUUAUGAAAGAUGAUGAAGUUACAGAUCCAGGAUCCAGUCAGGUGACCAAGGGAACAACCCCAACCCGCAUUCCACCCCCCUUACCACCCAAACCUCCAGGGGAAGUUUUAAGGAAGAUAGUACAGCAAAAAGGUGUGAGGGUGCUGCCAUUACAUCAAACAUCACAAGAUGACAACAUGGUGCCAUUCCCCUCAGGGCGACCGCCAACACCCUCUGGUGACAGUUCCAAAGAUCAUUCCUGGCAGUCAACUUCUAUGUAUGAUCUAACAUCGAUUCCCCCAAAAGGCUCACUCCAAAACCCAGCUCCUUUUAUGCAAUUUUCCCCAAAGCCACCUGCUAAUCAAAUAGCAGAUAAGGACAUUAAAGAAGACAAGACAUCAGGAAUGGAAGUGUCGUCUGGUCAAAAUGAACCACCAAAUCAGCAGUCACAAGGGCAACAGCAACCAAAAGAAAAAGAAACCCAGAAAACAAUCAAGAGCACAAAGUCAAAAGUGGAACUCCUGUCAAAAUUAGGGUUCUGGGCAGACACAGUGUCACCCUCCCUUAAGACAGGUUUUAAAGAAGAUGGAAUCAUAGAGUAUCAGGGGACAGAGUCAGCCGUCAGAGACGUGGUUUUGAAAACAUAUGAAAAGUUGCAGGAGGUCUCAGAAAAGAUGGCACCUGUAUCUCUGCCCUUGCAUGACUUGCUUCAAAAGAAAGAAGCUGCAGACAGGAUUAACAAAGCCUUUGAGAAUAAAGCUAUUGAUGUUGUUUGGAAAGUUGGUGGCAGUGUAAUAGCAAUUACUGCACUUGGUGAGAAGAAUGCUGAAGAGGCAGUAUCUGUGCUACUGGCCCUACUGCACAAAGAGCAGUAUGAUGUUGAUCCAGACAGCCAAGGAAUGCUGGCAACAGCCACAUUCCUGAAAGUCAUAGAAGACCUGCAGUGUCGCCACCUAGUGGUUAUUACUGUAGACAGAGCCAUCAUCGUAUUUGAAGGAUUUUUGAAAGAAGUGAAAGAGAGUUUGAAGGCAGUGCAAGACUAUUUUGAAGUGAAUGCCAUUGUGACUGCUGCACUCACUGCUGGCAAAAGAGAACUUAAGUACCUGAGUAUUCCACAGAUCAAGAACAAAAUUAGGGAGACCCUUGAGAUGCUUAACAGCAAAAACCCUGUACUCCGAGUAUCAUUUGACAUCAAACCAGAGGAAGGAGAACUGGUCCUGCGGGGAACUAGAGACCUGGUGAGGCAGGCUAAAGAAACCAUUGACAAAGACUUCAUCAGGACCAUUACCUCAGCAAAGGUGGAUGUCAAUAAGAUUGGUAUGACUGAAUUUUUGCAAGAAACCACUGGGUCAAGUCUCCUGAAGACCAUUGGUUCAGACAACCAGUGCUAUGUGGAGCUAGAAGUCAAGGCCACACAGAGACCGGACUCUGCUGUUUCGGAGCCAACAAGAAUAAAGAAAAAGCCUCAGCCUCCUCAGGCGAAGCCAAGGCAGAAGGCAACUGGACAGCAAAAGGACAUAAUGAGUAUUUCGGCGAAAUUUCUACGCGCACUUUUACAUCAAAGAAGAGUUGAAGUGCCAGCUGAAGCUGAAGCAGAGAAAGAUGAGGUCCCAGAGACAAAACAAGUGAAAACACCACAAGUUAAAAAAGCACCUCUUCACUUGAUGGAAGGUGGCAUAAAGAUUACCCUUGUUCAAGCAGAUAUUACCAAGGACAGAUGGUCUUCGGUACUGGUCAAUGUUGUCACAGAGAAGUUAACUUUACAGUACGGCCUGGCCAAGAUAUUUCUGAAUGCUGCUGGGGAAGAGUUAGAAAAGGCUUUGAGUUCCCAGGCCCCUGGGAAUUUUGGUGAAGUGAAAGUGACUGCAAGGUCUGGCAAGUUACCUGAAAGCUGCAAAGAAGUUUACCACAUGGUUUGCCAGCAGUACAAGCCAGGACAUGAGAAGACUCUCCGUGCCAUGGUGGAAGAAUGCCUCAAGAUGGCUGCCAAGUCAAAGCAUCCAUCCAUCAGUUUCCCAUCUGUAGGAUGUGGUGGCUUGCACUUCCCACCUCCACUUGUCGCCAAAACCAUGUUUGACGUUAUCAUGAAGUUUGCUGGUGGAGAAGGGGCAAAGUCAAGUGUCAAGUAUAUUAAUCUCAUUGUAUGGGAGCCAAGAACUUAUGGGGCGUUCCUGGAAGAGUUAAAGUCAAGACAAGGAGGGGCUGCUGCUUCUAAGGUUGAGGAUGAUGAUGAUGAUGAAGGAGAGAUGGAAAGUGAAAGUGAUUCUGGUAGUGAUGAUGCUGGCCCCCCACCUCAAGCCACUGCUUUGGCUGCAUCCUCAGGGACCCGUGCUUCACCAGUCACGAGCACCAUCUUUAUAUAUGGUACCAAGAAGGGUGUUGCUAUUGUCACCCGCAGAAUUCAAGACCUAUUGAAAAAACACUACAAAGAGGAGCAGAUUACAGAAGAUGUGAUAAGAAGUUUGACAAAGAAAGACCUAGCACCACUGCAAGACAAGGCUAAGGCACUGGGUGUAGGAAUAAGUAUAGACCAGAAAACCACAGUUGUCCUUAUCAAGGGUGAGGCAUCAAAAGUUCACAGCUUCAGGGCAGAUGCCAUGAGCUUCUUUUCCAGUAAAAUAAAAGAAUGCAGUUCUGGGUCCUGGAAACUACAACAAGCCCUACAACAUGGCAGCCGGGCUGAUCAUAUUGCCGCAUUGGCAGAAAGUACCAUAAUAUGUGCACCACAAUAUUGGUCCAAGAAAUACAAGGGAAGUGGCAGUGUCAUCAGUCCAAAAAAAGGUCCAGAAAAUUACCAACUACUCCCAGUGGAUGACAAAAUGCGUCAGGCGAUUACUGAGAUGCUUCAAAAGACAUGGCAGGCACAUUUAGUUGGGCAUGGACGAGACGCCAAGGGACUGGCAGGCUAUCAAAACAUCAAAGUUACUAAAGUUGAAAGAGUGGAGAAUCCACAACAAUAUUUAAAGUAUGGUUUCAUUAAAAAGGAGCAUUGUCAGAAGUACCAGGAUGGGACUUUAAGACCAUUCUACACUGUUGAUUCUAACCUUGCAAAGGUAUUGACCAGCACACUGGGCAUUGGUCAUCUUGACCGGCACCGCUUGGAGGAGAUCAAUGAGUACUAUCUCUUUCAUGGUACCAAAAAGGAGAACAUCAGAAGCAUUUGCAGCACAGGUGUUGACUUCAGAAUUGCCAAUGAGGGUGGGAUGUUUGGACAGGGGAUUUAUACUGCUGAGAGCUCAUCAAAAGCUGACCAGUAUGCAGAUGCAACAGGUGAUAGACAAACCACUGGUCUGAAGAUGUUUGUUUGCCGUGUCCUAUUGGGGGAUGUGUUUUACUGCAGAGAAACCAAGAAAUUCCCACGACCACCCUGCACAGGAGCUGGCUGCAAUGACCCCAAGUGCAGGACACACGAAAAUUUCCACGACUCCGUAAUUGGGGAUGCUCAGAAACUUUUUCGUGAAUUUGUGGUCUAUGACAGGGGCCAGUGCUACCCAGAAUUCCUUGUCACUUAUGACAGAGUGUAGGGGAUCAUUACAGCAGUACCAUGUAUUUUGUGACUUUUGUAAAUUGUCUACAUGAUGAUUGUGAUAAUGAUCUGUGUACCAGUUACUAAGAUAUUAAUUAAAAUUGUGAACUGCCAGAUCCAGGACGUUGUAAGCACAAAGAUGAAAAGUAUUGAAGUAUAAAACAGCAGGCGAGAGCAAUUUCACCAUUAUACAUAAAACAAAAGAGGAGAAAAAAUUGCUUGGAUAUCACUUGUUUUGGUUGCUAUACUGUUUUUAAAGAAGAACGAAGGGGGAAGGUUUGGGGGGGGGAACUUUCCUGCUGUACUUUCCCUUAAUCAUACAAUCAUUCCCUUGAUAAGAUGAUAUGUAUACAAUUCUGAAGACUACUGGAUGAACUCGGGAACCUCUCUUUAAUGAAUUUUCAGGUGUUUAGAUUAGUAAGUCAUUAAUUAAAGGCAGGGCACCCACUGAUUCCUUGAUUGUUCCAAGCCUAGAUUAUAAACAUUGAAAUAAGAAAUGUUUGGUGAUCCAACUAGAUUUACAUAUAUAGAUUUAUAUUUAAAGAAAAAUAUUCAUACCACAUUAAAUGUCAUAUUAUGAGGACCAGGUUUUAAUAUUAUAAAGAUAUUCCUGAAAACCUAAGUUGUUAGCAGCAGCAAUGCUAUGUUGUAUUUACAUUCUUACAAAUGUAAUCUUCCUGAAAUUUUAAUUUUGAUUGCAUAAGACUGAUGAUGUGUUCAACAAUUUCCAACGGCAAAACAUGCUACAAUUUUGGUGGAAGUAGAUUGAUAAAGUGCUAUUACUUGUAUACAAAUAUAUUUGGAAGUACAGAGAAAAAAAUUCUUAAAAGAUAAGAAUUUUUUCUGGUUUAAACAUUAUGAAAUGAUUGGUGCAUGCAAUUUUAAAAAAGAUAAGGUUGUAGUUUCAUUUGAACAGUUAAGU
Lingula anatina is the source of this 5114-nucleotide messenger RNA. RefSeq lists its product as uncharacterized. Gene Ontology annotation, biological process: negative regulation of gene expression. NCBI's taxonomy places the organism in Eukaryota, Metazoa, Brachiopoda, Lingulata, Lingulida, Lingulidae. Gene Ontology annotation, cellular component: cytoplasm; nucleus. Gene Ontology annotation, molecular function: NAD+ poly-ADP-ribosyltransferase activity; transcription corepressor activity. The record is from RefSeq and is a predicted model, not a curated record.